GCACAUCUCUAGUAUAUACAGCGCAAGUGAAAAUUCUUUCUCCGUGUGAAAAUUCUAAACGCCAUUCGCAAAAGUGGCUGCAAAAGAAAGCGAAUAGCAUUUACCAAGUUCUCAAUAGAGUCGAUCAGAAUACAGACGGGACUGCUAUUUGUGGUUUAAUUCUAAUUUAGUGUUGUCAAGUUUGAGGGAGGGCCGGAAAAGUUCCAGCCAAGCGGACGCAUUGCGGCCGAAAUGUCCACGCCGCUGGAGCCGGGUUUCUGAUACGGUUCCCCACCAAUCCGCCCCACUGGCCGACGUCAAAUUCAGCCAGAAAACUUCGACGAGAAUCGCAUUCAGCCGGAAGACGGUCGAGCUGGCAACACUGCCGCCGCAAAAUGAAGUGAAUUCUCAGGAAAACCAACCCGUAAAGAAAAGCCAGGAACGUCCGCUGUAAAAGUGCCAAUGCGAAACACAAACGAAGAACAUCUCUGUUUCCCAUUGCACAUUGGCUUUUUGUUGAGUUUUGCGCAGUUUUGAAAGGCGUCGUCAUAUCAUCAUUAUUAUCAUCAGACAUUAAUCAUCGGUCAUUAUCACCGUCUUAAAAUCCAAACCAUCAUCCGCUAUUGGUUGCCAUCACACACCGAUCCAGUUCAUCAUCCCACGUUCUUGAGGAGAGUCCCCUUACUGCGGAUAGCAUCUUCAUUGUAAACUUACCCAGUACAAGUCACACAGUUCAGUUAUGUCAUCGACCGCCGGGAAGCGCAAGGAGAUCUAUAAAUAUCUCGCACCAUGGCCGCUGUACUCCAUGAACUGGAGCGUCCGGCCGGACAAGCGUUUUCGGCUGGCCCUUGGAAGCUUCAUCGAGGAGUACAACAACAAGGUGCAGAUCAUCAGCCUGGAUGAGGAUACCAGCGAAUUUAGUGCCAAGAGCACAUUUGACCAUCCAUAUCCGACCACCAAGAUCAUGUGGAUUCCGGACUCGAAAGGGGUCUAUCCAGAUCUGCUGGCCACCAGCGGCGACUACUUACGUGUAUGGCGUGCCGGAGAGCCGGACACUCGUCUCGAAUGCGUAUUAAAUAACAAUAAGAAUAGUGAUUUUUGCGCCCCGCUCACCUCCUUCGACUGGAACGAAGUGGAUCCCAACCUGGUUGGCACCAGCUCAAUAGACACCACCUGCACUAUUUGGGGCCUCGAGACUGGCCAGCCACACGCCCGCGUCUAUGUGGCGGGGCACGUAAAGACACAGCUGAUUGCCCACGACAAGGAGGUCUAUGACAUAGCCUUUUCGCGGGCAGGCGGCGGUCGGGACAUGUUCGCCUCGGUUGGAGCCGAUGGAUCGGUGCGCAUGUUUGAUUUGCGUCACCUGGAGCACUCGACCAUUAUCUAUGAGGAUCCUGCCCACACCGCGCUGCUGCGCUUGGCCUGGAACAAACAGGACCCGAACUAUUUAGCCACAGUUGCCAUGGAUUCAUGUGAAGUUAUUAUUUUAGAUGUUCGUGUUCCUUGUACACCCGUUGCAAGACUGAGCAAUCACAGAGCGUGCGUCAACGGUAUUGCGUGGGCGCCGCAUAGUUCCUGUCACAUCUGCACUGCCGGUGAUGAUCACCAAGCACUGAUCUGGGAUAUACAACAAAUGCCACGCGCAAUCGAGGAUCCAAUUUUAGCCUAUACAGCUGCCGAGGGCGAAGUCAAUCAGAUUCAGUGGGGCGCCACCCAGCCCGACUGGAUAGCCAUUUGCUACAACAAAGCUUGCGAGAUCCUGCGGGUCUGAGUCAAUUUAUUUUGUUGGAUUUGUUUUUUUUUUGGCACUUGGCUGCAAUGGCUGAACAACGCACAGUCAACGGAAACUGGAGACGAGAGGGCAGCACCACGAAAACACUUACACAUACACCUAUAUACAUAUAUUUGCUGUUGGUAUUUGUUUCGUUUUUUUUUUUAAAUUUCUGAAGCAUACGUUUGCGCUAGGCUUGAGCUUCAGUUGGAUCGGUUCUGUCACCGCUUCCGUAAUAUUUUAUUUAUUUACUGUCGAUUGCGAAGUGGAUAUGGAAAGAGAGAGAGAGAAAGGAAAGGAAAGGAGUCGAAAGGAUAUGGACGAUAAGGAUCGUGUAUUUUAGAGAUCAUAGCUUAGUUGACUAUAAAAGUAUAUAAGUCUAUAAGGUAUAACCAAAACAUGUAUUUCUAAUUGUAGUUUAUUUCACACUUGACAAGGCCCAAAAAUGUCACCCCUGCCCCUGCCCCCUUUGAACAAAUCAAUUUGAGGAGCUUUGUUUAAUGUUGUAAUGCUUGGCUUAGACGACAAAAAAAACAAAAAAAAAAAACCAAUGGGAAUAUAAGAGCAAAAAAAUAUUUAAAACAAUGUCCUACCUCGUUUUUUCAACCAUAAAUAUUGUUACCAAUCAAUAUUUUGAGUCAGCAGCAAUAAAACAUAACAAAAAAUACAAAAACACAAUGAGACAAACAAAAACAAAAAACAGAAAAUAGACAGCUACCACAAGAAAACGCUUUUUCGAAAUAUUUUUACUUUUUACUUUGUUCAAUUUUAAUUUUUAUAACACGUUUUUAAGAGAACCAAAAACAAAA
Drosophila bipectinata is the source of this 2559-nucleotide messenger RNA. It is a transcript of the gene wap, whose product is annotated as DDB1 and CUL4 associated factor wap. The record is from RefSeq and is a predicted model, not a curated record. Gene Ontology annotation, molecular function: protein binding. Lineage: Eukaryota; Metazoa; Arthropoda; Insecta; Diptera; Drosophilidae. Gene Ontology annotation, cellular component: nucleus.